Molecule: messenger RNA, 3417 nt
Organism: Vicugna pacos (alpaca)
Lineage: Eukaryota; Metazoa; Chordata; Mammalia; Artiodactyla; Camelidae
Source: RefSeq, a predicted model, not a curated record
AGAGAAAAGAGGGAGAGAGAGAGAGGGAGAGAGAGAGACAAGAAACGGGAGGAGGGGAUAAGGAAAUUAAACCCUUUAAGUCAAUGCAUAUUGUGGUGACACCGGCACAGGAGCCCUCACGGUGGAGUCGGCCAGGGCUGUGCGUUCCCAAAAUAUGACCAGGGGUGCUUGGAUGUGUCGGCAGUAUGACGACGGCUUAAAAAUCUGGUUGGCAGCACCCCGGGAGAACGAGAAACCGUUCAUCGAUUCAGAGAGGGCUCAGAAAUGGCGACUGUCUCUGGCAUCUCUCUUGUUUUUCACAGUCCUGCUCUCUGAUCACUUGUGGUUCUGCGCCGAGGCCAAGCUGACCCGGGCCCGGGACAAGGAGCAGCAGCAGCAGCAGCGGCAGCAGCAGCAGCGACAGCGGCAGCAGCAGCAGCAGCAGCAGCGGCAGAGGCAGCAGGAGCCCUCCUGGCCCGCGCUCCUGGCGAGCAUGGGGGAGUCCUCGCCCGCCGCCCAGGCACACAGACUCCUCUCCGCCUCCUCGUCCCCCACCCUGCCCCCCUCCCCGGGAGACGGCGGCGGCGGCAAGGGCACCCGAAGCAAAAACAACCGGGGCAAGGCUCUUUUUCUAGGAAACUCUGCCAAACCUGUGUGGCGCCUGGAGACUUGUUACCCCCAGGGCGCCUCCUCGGGCCAGUGCUUCACGGUGGAGAGCGCGGACGCCGUGUGCGCCAGGAACUGGAGUCGGGGGGCGGCGGCCGGGAGGGAGGAGCAGCAGGUGAGGGGGACGCAGCCAGCUCCUCUCUGGAACUUGUCGGAUUUUUACCUUUCGUUUUGUAAUUCCUACACACUUUGGGAGUUAUUCUCGGGGUUGUCCAGUCCCAACACUUUGAACUGUAGUCUGGAUGUGGUGCUCAAGGAGGGCGGUGAGAUGACCACUUGCAGGCAGUGCGUCGAGGCUUACCAAGACUACGACCACCACGCUCAGGAGAAGUACGAAGAGUUUGAAAGCGUGCUCCAUAAAUAUUUGCAGUCGGAGGAGUACUCGGUGAAAUCGUGUCCUGAGGACUGUAAGAUUGUCUACAAAGCCUGGCUGUGUUCCCAGUACUUUGAAGUCGCCCAGCUUAACUGCAGAAAGACAAUUCCUUGCAAGCAAUACUGUUUGGAGGUUCAGACAAGGUGUCCGUUCAUACUGCCCGACAAUGAUGAAGUGAUCUACGGGGGACUGUCCAGUUUCAUCUGUACAGGGCUCUACGAAACCUUUCUCACCAAUGAUGAACCAGAAUGCUGUGACGUCAGGAGAGAAGCAAAAUCAAACAACCCCUCCAAAGGGAUGGUGGACAGAAGCGGCUCCUGCCCGCGGGCGCCGCUCACAGCCUCAUCAGCCACAAGACUGUGCAGCAGCCACAGACUCAGACUGUGCGUUCUCGUGCUGAUCCUCCUGCACACAGUCCUCACAGCCUCCGCGGCGCACAACGCCACGGCGCUGACCUUCGGCGGCAUCAACACGCUGGACGAGAGCUCCGCCAGCGAGGACUAGGGAGCGCGGAGCAUCCCCGUUGCCCCGGUAACCGCGGAGCGCACGGUCGGAUGUCAGACUCGGUGCUCUGACCCGCCCAUCGCCGCGCGCGGGGCCUGGAGGGCAAAACUUAAAAAAGAGGGGCCUGAGUCCAAAUAAGGACACAAACCCAGCUUUUUAUUGACUAAAAGGCUGGAAAGUGACUUCAAUUUCUCACACCAUUUUAUACACUGUGUUUUAAUGUUUGGAGGUUUUAUUUGCUUUUCCUUUUGAUUUGGGUUUAUCUGUUUGUUUAGUUUUUGCACUUGUUAAUACAGGAUUUAUUUGGGGGGAUGGUUUCUCAGAGGUAAACUAAGUCUUUUCACUGUCUCUCUCUCUCUAUAUAUAUAUAUUUCUAGUCAUUGUGUGUGUUCAUCAGAUAGUUUCGUCUCUACGUCCUGUCAGUUUCUAUUAGCGGAAUGACGGCUAUGACCUCACGGUAUAGCAAAAAACAACAACAAAAAUCAAUAAAAAAUAAAAAAAAAAAGACAAAAAUAGAAAACAACAAAAAAAUAAAAAUAAAAAGCCUCCCUCACUCUCCCUCCUGCCUAUGGAACCGACGCCUUUCCCGGCCUGCCCGGCCCGGGCCUCCCUCCCCAGCAGACGACAUCCGCUUGCUUCUGUCGUUGUCGCCGCAGUGAGUGGGCACAGUGCACGCUCCGCUGGGCUUCUGAGCCGCUGUCGCACAAACCCGCAACGGAGCAAAACCGGGGAGGGGGCCCUUUCCAGCUGAACAAACACGUGCUCUCCAUAACAGGUGGUCUCAGAAAGGGAACACAUCUUUAUGUUGAAAACAAAGGCAAAGAAAGCUACCAUGAACUCUGUUGGUCCAGCUCCCCCUCCCAAGGGUCCAGUCCUUCCUCGCUGGUCGGGUGGCUGGGAGCAGCCACCCAGGAGGAGGAUGUGAGGAGGUAGGAAGUCCUGUCCUGAAGCCCGCAGGUGGCUGGGCUCUUGGGAUUCCAGUUCCGUUGCAAAUAGACAGGAGCACGUUUUGGGCACUGUCACAGGAACAGGUUUCCAAGGACGCAAAUUUGGACUUCUUUUUCCUCCUUUCCUGUUGUGGAGGAGAGAGCAGACGUGCUCCAACACCUGCAGCAUACAGAGUCUAGACCAUUUCUCCCCAGUAUUUCCCCCACAUCCAGUUUUUAAUGCCUCCAGGUCUAAAGUGGAUGCAAAUGUGCAUUAUCAAAAAGAACUUCUUUUCCAAAACUAGGUUAGCCAUUUUCAUUCACGUGCAAAAACGUUGUCACUCUCCAUGCUCUAGGUAGUUGAAGACAAGAAAAGUCUGAUCGCUCUGUCUAUAUUUUUUCUUUUCGUGGGAACAUUUCACCGCUGAGUCUCUAUGAAUUUGCUUUCUAAGAAAAAGGCUUUUAUGAGUUUACAGUAGAAUCAGUGGAAGGAAGAGUUAAUAAGGGCUGUUUUUAAAACAAAACAAAUAAUUAAAAAAAAAAAAAACACUUUACAUUCCUUCCUAGUCUCUAACUACGCUCGGGAAGCGCACUCCAGAUCUGUUUGCUGUGUCACCGGGAGAUGAAGGAAAACCAUGGAAAAGGUCCUCUUAGCGAACAAAAUUUAGUUAUUAACUUUAUAGCUAUGAAAUUCCCCGGGGCAUUUGUUUUUGUUCAAACUUUAACCUCUGCAUCAUACUUAACUCUGCGACACGCGUACAGUAUGCAUAUUUUGUUUUGAAUAAAAAAAAUGUUUUGUUCCAGUCUGUUAAGAAUAUUCAAAAAUAAUAAAGGUAUUGCUUAAUAAAAUUGCUAGAAUUGUUUAGCAGUACAUGCACUGAUAUUUUACUAGAUUCUUUGUUUUAAUAGUGUUUUGUUGAGACUGAAAAAUCCUAAAAUGGUCUGCGCAAAUACAAAAAAAAAAACACC